GGCGCUGGUGUGUCGGUCAGUAGUGACAAGAUGGCGACGCCCAGCGAGCUGUCUCUCGAGGAGAUUCGCAAAUAUUUGUUGGAAAACGGUGGCACUGCCCGCAAUCACGACGUGGUGAAGUAUUUCAAGAAGUUCCUGACGGAUCCCGAGACGCGAGUCGAAGCACGGAAUCGGUUCAAGGAGUAUGUAAACACCCUGGCCACUAUAAAGAACGAAGAGGGGGAAAAGUAUUUGGUUCUGAAGAAGAAGUACCGACAAACUCCUCUUGAGCUUUCGUCCCAGGAACAAAUGGGAUCACCUAUCGCCACUCCAGACAUUGCUACCCCGGUUUCUCCUCUACGAGCUCCUCCGCCGUACAGACCGCCUCCUCCUGCGCCUCUCAGCCCAACGGCGAGUAAUGCAAGUACGGUUUGCGAGGAAUCGUGUUCGAAUUUCGCCCGCGAUGGGGCUGCUAUCGAUGCACAGAAAAAUGACGUUGACCAUGUCGAGACCGGAUUUUCAACGUCCUCACCUCCCGUACCACCGCGCCGUAAAAGUCAAGAUAAGAUCAAGAUCGAGAAUAAGGAGAACGUCGACAGGAACAGGGGAGGAUCCGAGGCGGUUAUCAAGGAAGAUGAGGCUGUCGCGGCGAAUCCGGGCUCGACCGAGCAAUUAAGCUUCCGCGAGCGGAUGCAACGCUUCAACCGGAUGGCUAGCGAAACCGAUCUCCAAGGCAGGCCUAACGGCACUAUCACGCCCACUAAAAAGCGAUCAGACAAGGGUGCCGACGAGGAUGACAGCGCUUCCGUUGCCUCGCAACUGGACGGGAAGUCGCGGGAGUGGUUGGUGAGGGCAGCUCAAGGCGACUAUCAGGCCUUGGCGAAACUGGCUGCCGAGGAACCGAAGCUCGCUCGACUCAAGGAUCCGACGUCCGGCGUAAGUAUGAUUCGAGUUUCUACGAUCGUAAUUGCACGUUUCUCGAACGGGGUCGCGUACGAGACGCGCCAUCGAAAGCGUCGCUUUCCAGGCGUACACGGUUCAGUACACGGCUUUGCACUGGGCCGCGAAGCACGGCGACGAGAACAUCGUGAAGCUGAUAGCGGGCACCUACAAGGACUACAUCAAGAGCGUCAACGAGACCACGAACGGGGGAUACACGCCGCUGCACAUCGCGAUGCAAUUCGACCACGAGAAUAUCUUCAAUCUUCUAGUCCAGGUAUACGGAGCCAACCAGGAGAUACGCGACUACAGCGGAAAGAAGGCCAGGCAAUACUUGGUCUCCCAGGAGGCCGCCGUCAGUCAGGACACCUUCCGCAGGAUUACUGCUGCCGCUACGCACAGGCAAGUUCAGAAGCGCACCUCUGCUAAAGUAGUAAAGCGCUUGUGUCGCAAGAUUAAAGUAGCCGCACCUUAAAGUAACGUAUGACUGUCACUUUUAUCGACGCUGACGUGAGUAUUCCGACGACGAAAGCACGCGGGUCCACAAUCCUCUCUCACGCGACGUCGAAGAUCGCUGGUCGCGCCGCCCUGCGACGUCUUUUACGCCUUCGAACGCCGCGCCACGAUUCCGUUCACGCAUGCGCGGUGACUUCAAACAUGGCGGCGAGCAAGCACUCGUCGCGUACCAGCGUUAAAAAUGAACAAAUUUUGUUAGAACAUAAAUACGAACUCUUCCAAUGGAAUAUACGUUUUAGAUUUCCUGAACGUGUUACUUUUAUAUUAAUUAACACUUUGCGCUAGUUUACGGUCUACGAAAUGGGCAAACUUUAUUUUUUAUCCGUGAAUAAAAUUUGCCAAGAAUCUCCGAUCGUCGCAGCCUGAACGGAAAAGUCUACCGGCGCUUGAUUUGAUAAUUUUUUCUUUAUUUUUCCUGUUUUGUCCGUUUACUUUCCGAUAGUCGAAUCGCCGAGUCGUUCGUUCCUUCGUGGACCCCCGUUGAUGUUCCCGAUGUUCCAAAAGAAUUUGUGUACGUCUUGUUACUUGUGAACGCUUUGGUCGAGUCUUAACGGACCUGUCCGGUCUGUCGCUGAUACCGUUGCGGCGUUCAACGCUUGUUAAACGUUCUCGUCUCUCUGUAACCGCGCGCGACGAACACGCAGACCGAACACGCGCCUUUUUGCGAUCGCGCGAAUAAUUUGUUCGUUGUGUCGUUUGAUCGGGCUGCACGUUGCGUGUACUGUGCUUAACGCGGUGCAAUCGAACGUUCCGAGGAUACGAUUACCUGUAACGGAAGCACACGGAUUGCGGUGCUCGAAACGCGACCACGCGACGCGCGCGUGUUCGAGAGACCGACUAAAAAUUGCGACCAAACUUCAACGAACUCGAAGUGGCAGUAGUACCUAGAGACACUAGUACCCAGCACCGUAGAAAAUGUGUUUUAACCCUUCUAGCUGGCGAUGUGAACGCGAUCUAUUUCGGCGCGAUCGCGUGCGCCGCUGCUGGCUAGCGAUGGGACCGAUUCGAUACUCGCGCAACUCGAACUAUCGACUAUCGAUCGAUACUUUUCGGGACAAAAAUGUACCAGACGAUUCUACGUAGUUUCGUAAAAAUUUACUUAUCAGAAGCUACCAUUCUCGACCGCCAUGAGUCCUCACAAGCGAGAAUUCCCAUCGCUAGAUUCCGGUAGAAACGUAUAAAAAAAAAUAACGGACGGAGCAAAAUUCAGGCUGUUUCACAUCGCCGACUAACGACAAUCGUCAGUGUUUUCUUUGUUGUCACUAUCACACGAUAAUAAAGCAUGUGUACGUGAGCAUGAGAAACGCAUACUCGACACGAAAUCUCCCAGCCAACGGAAAAGAAAAGGGACAUCGAAACCUUCGAUUAACACACGAACAUGUAAUACUCUUCGUCCAUCUAAAAUUCACUCGCCCUGAUCCUUCGCCCGGUCGAAAACGCGACGACUGCAUUCUUCGCGCGAACAGAUUCUCACGGUCGUUGGCGUAAUUGCAUCGACCGCGGAUAACACCAACUAUAUUUUUUUUUAACCGGAUUAACUUUCUCGAUCACAUUUCUCGUCCUCGAGCACGUCGAGCACGAGUUUAACGUUUCACCUAAAGUCGAACAAAAUCGACGAACCUAAUAAUCACGACAGGAACUGGCCCGACGUCGGCGUUGACCGCCGUUUUGAAUUUCAAUUUUUUUUAUCAAUGUUCCGUGGAACUUUUUAAACGAACAUUCGUGUUGGUCAGCGCCGAACGGUUGGAUUUUCCUGUUCAAUUAUUAACAAAAAGCGACAGUUCGCGAAUACAGCAAGGACAGUCGCGCUAACCGAUAUACUUUCUAUAACCAAACGACUAAUACCGUUUAAUCACACCUAUUCGUAAUAGUUCGUCCAUUAUAGUUUCCCUCCUUGCGACGUCCGCGCGCUGCGGCUAGAACG
Molecule: messenger RNA, 3358 nt
Organism: Colletes gigas
Lineage: Eukaryota; Metazoa; Arthropoda; Insecta; Hymenoptera; Colletidae
Gene: sowah
Product: ankyrin repeat domain-containing protein SOWAHB
Exons: 14
Coding region: 31-1347 (438 amino acids)
Molecular function (GO): protein binding
Source: RefSeq, a predicted model, not a curated record